AUGGACGACUUUGAGCAGGAAGGCAUUAAUGAUGAACUUAUUGAGUUUGCCAUUCGAGAGAGCAUUCAAGAUGCCUACAAGCCGCCAUGUUCCAGACACGCAAACAGGAAGGACUCAAACAGUGAAGACUUCAUGAAGAUAAUGGCAGCUAUUCACAAAGGUGAUGUGCACGCGCUGCAGGAGCUGACAGGUUGUGCGUCUGCCUACAGAGAGAGUGACAGCAGGGGCCGGCUGCCUCUGCACGCAGCAGCUGUGCAGCCACAGCGAGGUGUCCUGCACGUGGUGCUGCAGGCGGUGUUGGCGUCCACAGAGCUGACCCUGGAGGAGCAGACAGGGGACGGGGACACGUGCCUGACCCUGGCAGCAGAGGCCGGCCUGGUGGAUAACGUCAGGAUGCUGCUGCAGCACGGAGCGUCGCCUCACAACACCAACAGCAGGAACGAGUCUCCUCUGCUGAUCGCAGUGAGACAAAGAUCAUACGACAUGGUUGCAUCCCUCGUCAUGGGUGGGGCCUUUGUGGAGCAGGUGUGUCUCACUAAAUGGACUGCCACCCAUGAAGCUGCAAAGGUCGGUUGUCCAGCUAUUCUGAUGCUGCUGCUUCGACACGGAGCCAAAGUAACUGCAAGGGACGGUCACGGGGUGACUCCUCUGGGGAUCGCGGCUGAAUAUGGCAACACUGAAGCUUUGGAUAUACUCAUACAGCAUGGUGGUGACGUGAAUGCUCAGGCCAGCAAUGGAGACACGGUCCUGUAUGAUGCAGCUGGAUCUGGAAACCUGGACUGUGUCGAGCUGCUCCUACAGCACGGAGCCAACCCGAAUGUAGCCAGCUACGCCUACCAGCUGCCCAUCCACAGAGCUGCAUAUGAGGGACACAUACUAGUCCUGAGGACUCUCGUCCCCAUCACCACAAAGAGAGCCAUCCGUCUCUCAGGCCAGGACCCCGUCCACUCAGCAGCUGACGGGGGGCAGGUUGAGUGUCUGCGGCUGCUUAUCCAGAAAGAAUGCAAUGUCAAUGCCUUGCUAGACACACACAUCUCUGAGAACUAUGACGACCUCAGGAAGUCUCCUCUGUUCUUUGCUAUAUGCAACGGUGACGUGACCUGUGCUGAGAUGCUGCUGGCAGCUGGAGCGAGAACUGACCUCGACCCACUACGAUGCAUCCUGGUCGCUAUACGCGCUGAGAGGUAUGAUCUGGUGCAGCUGUUGCUGUCCUAUGGGGCAGAGGUGAAUUGUUACUUCAGGGUGAUCAGCAACACAGUGUUCCCCACGGCACUGCAGUACAGCCUGAGGGACCACGUCAUGCUGCGACUGCUGCUCAACAGUGGAUAUCAAGCUCACAAGUGUUUCCAGUGUUGCCAUGGUAACGUUGAUGAAAUGGAUAGCACCUGGACUGACCUCCAUAACCAAGCCUACCAGAUUUACACUCAACCGAACGUCAUCACAUUCUGUGAGUUUGUAUCUGUGUCGUGGCUGACACAUCUGGUUGGCAGCAUUGUAAGGAUGCUCCUGGACUACGUCAGCCAUGUGAGCAUCUGUCCCACCCUUAAACGCAUCUUGAAGACGAGGCCUGAGUGGGAUGAGAUUCAUGACAUACUGAGCAAGCCACGGUCUCUGCAGCACUUGUGCCGACUGGUCAUCAGAGGUCACAUGAGCCUCAGGACGCUGAAUGACCCUGAAGCCAUGGCUGCUGUCAAUUUUCCUCCAAGACUGAAGAACUACAUGACCUACAGAGACUAUGACCUGUGUGAUGACCUCUCCUCUGUGUGA
This is a messenger RNA of Chelmon rostratus (copperband butterflyfish), 1767 nucleotides long. RefSeq names its product ankyrin repeat and SOCS box containing 15b (gene asb15b). Gene Ontology annotation, cellular component: cytoplasm. NCBI's taxonomy places the organism in Eukaryota, Metazoa, Chordata, Actinopteri, Chaetodontiformes, Chaetodontidae. Gene Ontology annotation, biological process: intracellular signal transduction. The transcript is spliced from 13 exons. Bases 1 to 1767 code for a protein of 588 amino acids. The record is from RefSeq and is a predicted model, not a curated record. Gene Ontology annotation, molecular function: protein binding.